This is a messenger RNA of Henningerozyma blattae CBS 6284, 897 nucleotides long. RefSeq lists its product as uncharacterized. The transcript has a single exon. Gene Ontology annotation, biological process: intracellular sphingolipid homeostasis; negative regulation of ceramide biosynthetic process; ceramide metabolic process. Gene Ontology annotation, cellular component: endoplasmic reticulum membrane. The record is from RefSeq and is a predicted model, not a curated record. Lineage: Eukaryota; Fungi; Ascomycota; Saccharomycetes; Saccharomycetales; Saccharomycetaceae. The coding region runs from base 1 to 897 and encodes 298 amino acids.
AUGUCGAGUGGUAUCCAUCAAAGAGCUCCGUCGAGCUCUACUUCUGAUGCAUUGAAACCAUUCCCCUCAUAUGGUGGCAAUUCUACCACAACUGGCGCUGCCACUAAUACAGCAAACUCCAACAACAAUAACAGUUCUUCUUCCAAUAAUAACGCUAUAAUUAAUAAUAACCUUGCCAAUGUGGCCUCUUCAAACUUGGGAAACGUAUCAAGAACAAAUACUUUAAUAUCUACGCAUUCUACAGGCACCUCUAAAGAUUAUAUCGAAAAUUCAAGUAUUAUAAGUAGUUCUAGUAAUACAAACAAUUUAAGUCAAGCGAUUUCAAAUAGUUCUAUGGUGUAUCAAGCUGAACCAGUCAAGGAUCAUAGAAGGAGACGUUCCUCUUCCAUCAUAUCUCAUGUAGAACCAGAAACUUUAGAAGAUGAAAAUGAUCAAUUCCUAUUACCAAAUAUGAAUGCCACUUGGGUCGAUCAAAGAGGUGCUUGGAUCAUUCAUAUAGUCAUUAUCAUUCUAUUGAAAUUAUUUUAUAAUCUAUUGCCAGGUGUUACAAAUGAAUGGUCUUGGACUUUAACCAAUAUGACUUAUGUCAUUGGUUCAUAUAUAAUGUUUCAUAUGAUUAAAGGUACACCUUUCGAUUUCAAUGGUGGUGCCUUUGACAAUCUAACCAUGUGGGAACAAAUCAAUGAUGAGACGCUAUAUACUCCUGCAAGAAAAUUCCUAAUCACUGUACCAAUUGCUUUAUUCUUAGUUAGUGCACAUUAUUCCCAUUAUGAUUUCCAUUUAUUUGCUUGGAAUUUAACUUUAACUUUAUUAUUAGCAGUGGUUCCAAAAUUACCAGUUACUCAUAGACUAAGAAUCUUUAUUCCAGGUUUAACAGAACCUGCUCAAAUUAAAUAA